ACAUUUUUCAAUCUUUUGUCUCUAUAUUCAUUUUUGUAUGUACAACCCAACAAAACUCUCCUAACGACGAUCUCACCGAGGCCACUUCACAAUAUAUACACUAUUUUCAUCUCCUCACUCUCAUUUUAAACGCCCCCAAAUCUCCUUCUUUUGGUGAUCACCACCUCUCUAUGCUCAUUCUUUAGCUCUUUCUUGGUGGCCCAGAUUCAUUUUCAGCUUGCAUUUCAAUCUUUGGGUUGAGAAUUUGGAGUAGCGGUAAUCUGAAUUGGGAAAAUGGCAUCCAUGUUGCAUUCUCAAUUUACUGGAAAUUUGGCUUCUGGGACUACGGUCUCUGACCUACUUCAAAGCUCAAGUAAUGGUAUAAGUGGUGUGCCUCUGAAAACCUUAGGAAGAGCACGAUUGGGCAUGACUAAAAGGGAAUUUGCAGUUGUUGCAAAAGUAAGGAAGGUGAAGAAGCAUGAAUAUCCAUGGCCUGAUCCUGACAAUGCUGACCCAAAUGUGAAAGGUGGAGUUUUAAGUCAUCUAUCGCCUUUUAAACCUCUGAAAGAGAAACCGAAGCCUGUUACUUUGGAGUUUGAAAAACCUCUAGUGGCCCUACAGAAGAAAAUUAUUGAUGUGCAAAAGAUGGCUAAUGAAACAGGCCUCGACUUCACCGAUCAAAUUAUCUCUCUAGAAAACAAGUAUCAGCAGGCCCUGAAAGAUCUCUACACUCAUUUGACUCCCAUACAACGUGUGAAUAUUGCACGUCAUCCUAACAGGCCAACAUGUCUUGACCACAUCUUUAAUAUUACCGAGAAGUUUGUAGAGCUUCAUGGAGAUCGAGGAGGUUAUGAUGACCCUGCAAUAAUCACGGGCCUUGGAUCUAUAAACGGAAGAAGCUACAUGUUCAUUGGUCAACAGAAGGGUAGAAAUACCAAGGAGAACAUCAUGCGCAACUUCGGCAUGCCAACUCCCCAUGGCUACAGGAAAGCUCUACGCAUGAUGUAUUAUGCAGAUCACCAUGGAUUCCCUAUAGUUACUUUUAUAGACACUCCAGGAGCAUAUGCAGAUCUUAAAUCAGAGGAACUGGGCCAAGGUGAAGCUAUUGCUCACAAUUUGAGGACUAUGUUCGGUCUGAAGGUGCCUAUUGUUUCCAUUGUCAUGGGAGAAGGUGGGUCUGGCGGUGCUCUGGCCAUCGGAUGUUGUAAUAAGAUGUUAAUGCUUGAAAACGCUGUGUUCUAUGUUGCCAGUCCUGAAGCAUGCGCAGCAAUUCUAUGGAAGACUGCCAAAGCAUCUCCGAAGGCUGCUGAGAAGCUUAAAAUCACUGCUACUGAACUGACUAAGCUGCAAAUUUCAGAUGGCAUUAUCCCUGAGCCGCUUGGUGGUGCACAUGCUGAUCCCUACUGGACUUCGCAACAGAUCAAAUCUGCAAUUGUGGAGUCAAUGGAUGAACUUUUAAAGAUGGAUACAGAAGAACUUUUAAAGCAUCGGAUGCUCAAGUACCGGAAACUUGGUGGGUUCCAGGAAGGAAUUCCGCAAGAUCCUAUAAAGAAAGCACAUAUGAAAAAGACAGAAAAAACCGUUGUCCCAAGACCUGACAACUCAGAAUUAGAGGGCGAGGUUGAAAAGCUGAAAGAGCAGAUUCUGAAAGCAAAAAAAUCAUCUGCUGCUCCUCCAGAUUCGGGUAUGAAUGAGAUGAUUGAUAAACUGAAAGAAGAAAUUGAUUAUGAAUAUUCGGUGGCAGCUAAGAGUUUGGGCUUUAAGGACAAAAUUGUGAUGUUACAAGAAGAAUUUGCAAAAGCAAGGAAUUCAAAAGACCAGCUAAUACAACCAGCUCUACUGGACAAGAUGCAGAAGCUUAAGGAUGAGUUCAACCAGAACCUGCAUAAAGCUCCCAAUUACGAAAGCCUUAGCAGUAAGCUGGGAAUGUUGAAGGAAGUAUCUACAGCCAAAAGUCUAUCUGAAAAGAACAAGGAGGCAUCUCCACUUCAGCUAGAGAUCCAAAAGAAGUACAAAGACAUCUUGGAUCAGCCUGACAUAAAGCAGAAAAUAGAAGCACUGAAGGCUGAAAUUAAAAACAGCGGUGCAUCUGGAGUUGAUAACUUAGAUCAGGGGUUGAAGGAGAAAAUUGGGCAGGUGAAGAAAGAGAUAGAGUUGGAACUUGCUGAUGCUCUUGAGCCUUUGGGUGUGCGUGUUAACAAAGUUCCUGUGUCAGUAAAGGCAAAAGUGGAUGAACUCAAUAAAGAAAGUAAUAAGAUAAUUAAAGAUGUUAUAAGUAGUUCAUCAGAAUUAAGAAGCAAGAUCGAACUUUUGAAGAUAGAAGUAGCCAGUGCCGGUGCGACACCUAGUACAGAGUCGAAAAACAAGAUGCAGGCUUUGCAGCAAGAUAUAAAGCAGGGAAUUGAGAAGGCUAUUAAUUCCUCGGCCUUAAAAGAGAAGUUUGAGCAGAUCAAGGCAGAGAUUGCUGAAGCUAUUGAGUCUUCUGAAGAAGCCAAUGAAAGUUUUGUUUCAGGUAAUUCAAAUGGGUCGACACCCAUUAAUUUGGAAGCAAACCGCAUCUAUUCUUGAGCCAACACAGGUGAGAGUUGAGGAAUUAAUCAUGGUCGUUGAUACAUCUCUCGAGUCCAAGCUCCAUAAGGCUUACAUAUGGCAAAGCUUUCUUAGAUCUCAACUCAUGUUUAGCAGCCACAAGUUUUCAUUCCCUGGAACAAUAGAUCAGGGCACAAAAUAGAUGCUUAUUGAACAAGCUUUACCGGCUUGUUUGAGAUUCUGAGUUUUUGUUUUUGUUCUCUUGCUUUUCUGUUCUUACAUAGGUACUGUGUCGACUAUGCUGUAUAACAGGGGAAGUCUUGAAUCCCUUAGAAUUAGAAGAAACUUAAGUUGUGUGGCCAGUUCUUAUCUGCAUCCUUUGUCCUAGUCUCAUGUUAUUUGCUCUGAUCUUAAAUAUUCCUUUUCGGUGCAA
Daucus carota subsp. sativus is the source of this 2941-nucleotide messenger RNA. RefSeq names its product acetyl-coenzyme A carboxylase carboxyl transferase subunit alpha, chloroplastic. The record is from RefSeq and is a predicted model, not a curated record. The transcript has 12 exons. Gene Ontology annotation, molecular function: acetyl-CoA carboxylase activity; carboxyl- or carbamoyltransferase activity. NCBI's taxonomy places the organism in Eukaryota, Viridiplantae, Streptophyta, Magnoliopsida, Apiales, Apiaceae. Gene Ontology annotation, cellular component: acetyl-CoA carboxylase complex. Bases 274 to 2547 code for a protein of 757 amino acids. Gene Ontology annotation, biological process: fatty acid biosynthetic process.